Molecule: messenger RNA, 1614 nt
Organism: Haemorhous mexicanus (house finch)
Lineage: Eukaryota; Metazoa; Chordata; Aves; Passeriformes; Fringillidae
Product: putative tRNA (cytidine(32)/guanosine(34)-2'-O)-methyltransferase
Biological process (GO): cytoplasmic translation; tRNA methylation
Cellular component (GO): membrane; cytoplasm
Molecular function (GO): tRNA methyltransferase activity
Source: RefSeq, a predicted model, not a curated record
CCCCCCCCCCGCGCUGCCACCGCCCGCUCGGUGCCGCCCGGUCCCGCCAUGGAGUCCAGCGGGGCCCAGAGCUGCCCCGCCACCUGCCUCGCCUUCAGCCGCACCCGCAAGGGGCUGGUGCUCAUCGGCGAGAUCGUGCUGUGCCUGCUGACCCUGGUGUGUUUCGGGGCGUCGCGCACGGGCUACGUGGGGCUGGCGGUGGUGGAGCUGGUGUUCGCUGCGCUGGUGCUGCUGGCCUGGAGCUGCCGCCUGCCGCCCCGCAUGCAGCUGCUGCACUGGGGCUGGAGCGACUUCUCGCGCUGCGUCAUCGGGGCUGUGCUCUUCCUCAUCAUCUCCCUCAUCGUCAUCGUCAGCCACCGCGACGGCGCCGGCAUCGCGGGGAGGGGUAUUGGGGCUCCUGGCCAGGGUGUGUUCGGGAUCCUGGCCGGGGUCCUGCUGGGAUAUGAUGCCUACAUCACCUUCCCCUUACGGCAGGGCCACACCGCCGCCCCCCACUGGUGCUGCCAAAAGGAGUUCCCCCCCCCCAUCCCCCGCGCGCCCUCCCUCACGCUUCCCGUCGCGCGCACGCGCCCCACGCCCGCCGCCGCCGCCGCCGCCGCUCCGCCCUCACCGCUCCCGCCGCGUCCGUUCCUCUUUCCUCCCGCGGCUGCUCUCCGGUCCUUCCCCGGCGCGUUCCGUUUGGGGGUGUCCCCGCAGUGCCAUGGGGCGCUCCUCCAAGGACAAGAGGGACAUUUAUUACCGCUGGCCAAGGAGGGCGGCUGGAGAGCGCGCAGCGCCUUCAAACUGCUGCAGCUGGAGCAGCGCUUCCAGCUCCUGAGGGGGGUCCAGCGGGCCGUGGAUCUUUGUGCUGCCCCGGGGAGCUGGAGCCAGGUGCUGAGUCGGCACCUCAGGGGCUCCGAGGGCUCCCCAGCCCAGGUGGUGGCCGUGGAUCUCCAGGCCAUGGCGCCGCUCCCGGGGGUGCUGCAGAUCCAGGGGGACAUCACCAAGGCCUCCACAGCCCAGGAGAUCCGGCGCCACUUCGAGGGGCACCCGGCUGACCUGGUGGUCUGUGACGGGGCCCCUGACGUAACGGGGCUGCAUGACCUCGACGAGUACAUCCAGGCCCAGCUGCUGCUGGCAGCGCUGAACAUCACCACCCACGUCCUGAAGAAAGGCGGCACCUUCGUGGCCAAGAUUUUCCGGGGCAAGGACGUGACCCUGCUCUACUCCCAACUGCGCCUCUUCUUCCCCGACGUCACCUGCGCCAAGCCCCGCAGCAGCCGCAACUCCAGCAUUGAGGCCUUCGUGGUGUGCCGUGGCUACAGCCCCCCCGAGGGCUUCGUGCCCAGCAUGGAGAACCCCCUGCUGGAGCCCGAGGCGGGGCUGGCCCUGUCGCGGCUCUCGGGCCCCUCCCGUGUCAUCGUCCCCUUCGUGGCCUGCGGGGACCUGAGCGCCUUCGACCCCGACCGCACCUACCCCCUGCAGCUGGACCCCGCCCCGGCCGUACCGCUACCUGCCGCCCCCCGCCCCCCCCCAUCGCCCCCCCCCUACGCCCGGGCCUGCCGCCUGGCGCCGGGGGGGCGACCCCGGCCCGGAGACCCCCCCGGGCGACCCUCCCCUUGCACACGCGUGUGA